ACGAUCCAAAACAUUAAGAUAUGGUAUAAAAUCACAGAUCAGCUCACUCUGAGUACACUUCUUGAGGAAGACCAGACUAGAAGAAGACAAACUGUUGAGAAUGCCCACCAUGAGGUGCUCUCUGCUUGUGGACUGGGUUUUGGUCUCCAUGUUGGCUGCAGCCACUGUUUCCACAUUUGAUUCAACAUUGGAUGAAGCCUGGAUCAACUGGAAAUCAUUGCAUGGGAAGCAAUAUAAAAUGGCUGAGGAGGCCUACAGAAGAGCAUUGUGGGAGGACAAUGUGAGAUACAUUGAACGGCACAACAUGGAGUAUGCAAUGGGAAAGCACACAUUCACUGUGGGAUUGAACCAAUUUGGAGAUCUGACCACGGAGGAGUUCAAUCAGCGUUUCAAUGGAUUUAAAGAAAAGGAGAUUGAUCACACAGUGUGUGAACCCUUUGCAGCAACGAAUCAUGUUAAAUUGCCUCAGAGAGUUGAUUGGAGCACAAAGGGUUUUGUUACCGGAGUGAAGAACCAGGGACUGUGUCUCUCAUGCUGGGCUUUCAGUGCAACUGGAUCACUUGAAGGACAGCUUUUUAAGAGAACAGGAAAGCUGAUUCCUCUGAGUGAGCAGAACUUGGUUGACUGUGAUCGGAAAAGCCAUGGAUGUAAUCGUGGAUUUGUACAUAGUGCUUUGGAGUAUGUAAAACAAAAUGGGAUUAACUCUGAAUUUUCCUAUUCCUACACAGCCGAGCAAGGUGAAUGCCACUUUAACAGAAGUGAUAUUGUCACCCGUUGUGCGUGUGUGAAAUGCAUUCAACAAAAUUCUGAGCAUCAACUCGCUGCAGCAGUGGCUCAGGUUGGACCCAUUUCUGUUGCUGUCGAUGCAAAUCACACAUCUUUCCAACAUUAUAAAAGCGGUAUUUAUUAUGAGCCAAACUGCAGCAGCACAAAACUUACUCAUGCAAUGCUAGUGGUUGGAUAUCAAUACGAUCAUCAGGGGAAUUAUUGGAUUGUUAAAAACAGUUAUGGAACAGAUUGGGGCAUGAAUGGCUAUAUCAAAAUGGCCAAGGACAGGGGCAAUCACUGUGGAAUCGCCAAAUAUGCACUUUACCCUGAGAUGGAAAUCUCAAAGUGCCAACGCUAACAUUGGAUAAAACCAACCAAAAAGAAUCAAUUGCUUGCCUGGUGCUGCUGAGUGUCUGUCUACUCUUUAUUAGUAUCUGUCUUGCUGCAUCUCUGCAUUGAUAAUGCUGCUUUAAUCACUUCUGGAUGUUCCAAAAGGCUUUGAUUAAUGAAGGAUAGUCACAGUUGCCGUGUGAGAAAAUACACCAUCUAAUUUGCAUAAAAAACAUAAUCAUGAUAUUAACAGCCCAAUAAUCUGUUUUACGAGAGUUUAUUCAGAAAACAUGAUGGUGAGGAAAACCUGCAAAUCCUUCUCUGUCAUGGGACUUUGUAUGUUUGUCUGAAAAAGUUUCCAUUUAACAGCUAACCUGGAAGUGAACAUGUCUAAUCCUGCACUACUCUUGUAAUAGCUUCAAUUGUAUGAUCAAAUCUCGAAAUCAAAUUUGACCUUCUGACUUUCUGCUUUAGAAAUAAGAACAUUAUCUCCUUGACAAUAUUGAUAAGACACUGACCUGUACAGAGGAACCUCGAUUAUCCGAAGGACACGGGUGGGGAGUAAUUUGUUCGGUUAAUCAAAUU
Messenger RNA from Chiloscyllium plagiosum (whitespotted bambooshark), 1683 nucleotides. The record is from RefSeq and is a predicted model, not a curated record. Lineage: Eukaryota; Metazoa; Chordata; Chondrichthyes; Orectolobiformes; Hemiscylliidae.